GCGGCGGGCGCACACGGAGCCUUACGGCGGCGGGGGGCCGCGGGUUCGAGGCCGGCCCGGGCGGGAUGGAGCCGGGCGCGGCGCUGCCCGCCGAGCUGCGCGAGCUGGAGGGCAAGGCGGGGCGCGGGACGCCCGCGGGGCUGGCGCGGUGGCUGCGCGGGGACCCGCUGCUGCCGCUGCCCCCGGGGCCGGGGCCGGGGCCGGGGCCGGCCGGGGCGGGGGAGGGCGCGGGGCUGUCCGGCAAGAUCGCGGCGCUGCGGCUCGAGCUGUGCGUCACUAAAGGGUCGUUGCCACCAGACGUGUGGGAAGCUGGCAGCUCGGCCAGGGAUGGGACACAUGCUUGGAGGAAAGGGGCAUCGGCCUAUCUGCGAGCCAUCGACGUGAAGAUCCUGCAGCAGCUGGCGGCCGUGAACGAGGGCAUCGAGGCCGUGAAGUGGCUCCUGGAGGAGAAGGGGGCCCUGACGAGCCGCUGCAGCAGCCUGACCAGCAGCCAGUACAGCCUGGGGGGCAGCCAGGAGACCUCGCGCCGCGGCAGCUGGGCCAGCCUGCAGGACCCCAACGACCGGCUGGACAGCGUCUCCAUCGGCAGCUACCUGGACACGCUGGCCGACGAGCUGGACGAGUACUCCCAGCACGCCGCGGACCCCCGGCCGGGCGCCCCCCUGGCCCGCUUCGAACAGGACUGGGCCAUCGUCGACCCCGAGCGGGGCCUGGCGGGGAAGGUGGGCUCCCCCGGGGCCCGGCCGGAGCAGGCGCGGCUCGGCAUGGAGCCUGGCUCGGCGUGGGCCGCGAGCCCCCCGGACCGCGGCAGAGCGGCGGGUAACGGCUCGCUGGGGAAGCAGGCGGUGCCGCUGGAAGCGGGCAGGGAAGCGGUGGCGGCGGGGGACGCCGGCAGCCGCAGGGGCAAGACCGAGGCGGAGAACUGCAAGCCCAACAGCAAGGUGCACCUGGAGUACGAUGCCCACUGGCGCUGGGUGCAGUCCCAGGAUGACGUCACCUUCUUGUAGUGCCGGCCGGCUCUGGCCUCGGGGGGCAAGUCCCCGGCUCCGGCGGACCCCGCCAAGGCACCGGCUUUGGCUCCAUGCGGAUGUGGGAGCGGAGGGGCUGCGGGGGUGAGGGCAGAGGGGACCGCAGCGCGGCCGCGUCGCACUUCUGGGAGCGGAGGCGUUUCGGGCGGGAUUGGCCCUUGCAACCCUGUUUCGUGGCUCUGUGCAAUGCUGUGCAACCCCACUGCUGGUUCUUCCCCCAACGUGGAUGGUAGCUUUGUGGUGCCUCAGUUUCCCCGUCUGCAGCCUGAGGCUGAAUUUCCCUGUCUCCCAAGCGAGAGGGAGCCCAUUCCCCCUUUCCUGCGGUGAUUUAAGUGCCAAUCGUGUGCUCGGUGCUCGGCGGACGCGGCACUUUGUAUUCCCCCUGCGCUCCCUUAGCACAACCCUUGCACGGGCAUGGUUAUGAUGUCAUGGGCCCUGCAGCGUGACCUCAUAAGUCCGAGAGAGGGAGUUCGCUGUGCUAGUCUGACGUCAGGCCUCUCUCCUGCCCCCCAACCCUGCCCCUCCUUGCACUUUAAGCCCGUGCUGGCUCUCGCGGCCUGGGCUGCUGCAACCUGCUUGGCAGUGACGGCUCUGGAAAGAGUCUCCGGAUGCUGAGUCCUUCCUCGGGCACCCCCAGGGCCAGGCAAGCUCUGCUGUCGCAGAGAUGAGGGAGUGGGAGAGAGACCCCCACAGCACCCUGGGGUCUCCCCCAGAGCCAGGCUGACUGCUACACCAGCCCAGAUGCCACCGAAAUUCACAGAGCCACGGGGCCUGGUUGCAACGAGGAUGGAGCUGGAGACAGCAGCUGGCGGGUCUGUUAAUCCUCCUGAGGAUGCCUGACCCCGAAUAUGCCUGCCUUGUGCUGCUGCCCCCCUCCCCAUAGGGUCUGCGCUGUCAUCUGUUUGUGCGUCCCCCCUGUUCUGCAAACAUCUCCCCCAGCCCUAGCAUGAUCUCUGUGCUGCCCCUGGCGCGGGGGCAUCUGUCAGGCAGCCUUUCCCCUGUCCUGCUGGCUGGGCAAGCCAUCCCCUCACGCCCCUGCAGAUCAGGAGCACGUCCUUGGAUGCCAGUGCGAAUGCAAGCGUGACUGUCCCCCAUGCUUCCCAAGCAGGACGUGGCCUUUCCCUGUUUAGGAACCACUGCUGGGAGGGAUGGAGGGAUGCGUCUGAGACCUGCCAGAUGCUCUUGGCAUUCAUCCCGCUACCUUAUGGGAUGCUCUUCUGCUUAAAACUUGUCCCGGUGCAGCUAAGAAGCAGCUUGGCUUCUCCUCCGGCUCUUCGGGGCUCGGCUGUGUGCUGGUGGUGCAUUGCCUAUGGCCAGAAGCAAACUGGACCGGGGGCCUGCGAAAGGCGGACAGACCUCUCCACUGUAGCUGUGCAAGCCCAGGCUCUUGGAGGAAGAGCGACGACGCUGCUGUCUGUCCUCCCCUGACUCGCGACCCCUUGCAAGCAGCACGGCUCAUUUCUCCUGCACCCAGCCCAGCACCUCAAAGCUGCUGCCCGCUGUCGAGGCCGAACAAGGCUGCUGUGUUAUUAUGGAUGUUGUGGCACCUUCCUGGGAUGUGCUGGUGUGUUGGCAGCGGGGCGCGGAUGAGGCUGUGGGGUCGUGGUGCUGGUAACAAGCUACUGUCCAUGGGAUCCUCUUGGGGAAUAAACCCUUGUGUUCCUAA
Alligator mississippiensis (American alligator) is the source of this 2694-nucleotide messenger RNA. It is a transcript of the gene LURAP1, whose product is annotated as leucine rich adaptor protein 1. The transcript is spliced from 3 exons. Gene Ontology annotation, biological process: positive regulation of canonical NF-kappaB signal transduction; positive regulation of cytokine production. The record is from RefSeq and is a predicted model, not a curated record. Bases 66 to 1007 code for a protein of 313 amino acids. NCBI's taxonomy places the organism in Eukaryota, Metazoa, Chordata, Crocodylia, Alligatoridae.